Messenger RNA from Juglans regia (Persian walnut), 795 nucleotides. RefSeq names its product heavy metal-associated isoprenylated plant protein 7-like. The record is from RefSeq and is a predicted model, not a curated record. NCBI's taxonomy places the organism in Eukaryota, Viridiplantae, Streptophyta, Magnoliopsida, Fagales, Juglandaceae. Gene Ontology annotation, molecular function: metal ion binding. Bases 112 to 795 code for a protein of 227 amino acids. The transcript has 5 exons.
AGCGUGUAUAUAUAUAUAUUUAUAAAGAGAAAACGCCAGAGCAAGCAGCCAUUCCGGAGCUUAUCCAUCUUCUCCAGUUUCUCCACAACCCAAGAGAGAAGCUGUAAACUAAUGGGCGUGGAGGAAAAGAAACCGGAGGAGAAGAAAAUGGAGGAGAAAAAGCCAGAGGAGGAGAAGAAAGAAGAAGAGAAACAGUCCGAGAAGCCGGCGGAAGAAAAGAAAGAGGAAAAGAAAGCGGAGGAAGUAAAGGAUGGGAAGGAAGCGAAAGACCAAUCUGAAACACAAGCGCCUCAGGAAAUCGUGCUCAGAGUCUACAUGCAUUGUGAAGGUUGUGCCCGAAAGGUCCGACGCUGCCUCAAAGGCUUCGAAGGGGUGGAGGAAGUUAUAGCAGACUGCAAGACUUCGAAGGUGGUAGUGAAAGGCGAAAAGGCCGAUCAUCUGAAUAUUCUCCAGAGAGUUCAGAGGAAGAGCCACAGGCAGGUCCAGCUCAUCUCUCCGAUCCCCGAACCGAAGGCUGAGGAAGAGAAGAAACCUGAGGAGAAAGAGGCCCCCAAGCCUGAAGAGAAGAAAGAAGAGCCUCAGAUUAUCACAGCGGUUCUGAAGGUUCACAUGCAUUGUGAGGCCUGUGCACAAGAAAUCAAGAAACGCAUACUGAGGAUGAAAGGAGUGGAGUCGGUCGAGCCAGAUCUAAAGAGCUCAGAGGUGAGAGUUAAGGCAGUGUUUGACCCAGCAAAGCUGGUGGAGUACGUGUGUAACGCUCCGGUCCCGCAAGGAUUGAAGAGUUACUCGCUAUAA